Molecule: messenger RNA, 738 nt
Organism: Scedosporium apiospermum
Lineage: Eukaryota; Fungi; Ascomycota; Sordariomycetes; Microascales; Microascaceae
Exons: 3
Coding region: 1-738 (245 amino acids)
Molecular function (GO): carbohydrate binding
Source: RefSeq, a predicted model, not a curated record
AUGGCCGCCCGUGCUCUCCUCGCCGCGCUCUCUCUCACAGCCACCCUCGCCGUGGCCGAAGACCUCGAAUGGUGUGGCGACAACGCCCGCUACUUCCCCUCGGAAUACACCUGCUUCGACGACUCCUUCCUCUGCCCUGUUCUCUUCGGCCUGCCCAAUCUCCCCUGCGGCGGUGGAUGCUACGCCGACCAGAUGUACACGUGCGACGGUGGUUCCCUGAAACUGCGUGGUGAGCAAAAGGAGCCGUUCAUCCUCACGACGGCGUCGAGCAGCGAGCACGUUGACGGACUCGUGGUGAAUGCUUGCGGAGGUUAUUUGGCUAUUGGGACGGGGGCGAGGGAGUGUGCGCAGUGUCCGGCGGAUGCUGGGGUUGACUGUGCGGAGUAUGGGGAGAAGUGUGUCUUUUUGCCAGAUGGCGAGAUGGCUGUUGACCUUCCUGGAGGUCAAUACUGGUAUAUCAGCCCCGACGACGGCGCUCUCAUGUAUACCAAGGAAGGAAACGAGGACGGUCUCGGCGGGCAGGGUGUCUCCGUCUUCGACGAGGGCUUCUUCUCCCCCGGCGAGCGUCCCUACUGGCUUGCUUGCCUGCGCACCCUUCCCGGCGGUAACCCCGGCACGACGAGGAGCUACAGGAUCUACGCACCCACGGCAGAGAACCUCGCGAGGACGGACUGUGACCAGAUCAAACUCGUUGCCAAGUCAGUCGAUAGGAAGGAGGGUGCUUACCGAUGGCAGUAA